GCGUUUGACGAGCUCUGAAAGUCUCCUUUAAAAAAAUAUCCGGCAAAAUAAAAUGAAUCCGUUUCAUUUUAUUUAUUCUGAAGAAGCUUUAAUUUGUUUUACAAACGGAUCUUUUUUUUUUUAAAGGAGACUGAACUGAGACGUGAAAGGAUUCGUUCAGAAAUUAAAAAAAUAAUAAAAAAAUUAAACACAAGCCCAGAAUAAAUAAAAAAAGAUCCGUAAUAAUAAAAAUAAUAAGUAAAUAAAAACCAUAAGCUCGGUUCAGAGUUCCGUUUUAUUUUCAUGUGAUUUCAGAUUUCCAGACUCGAGGAUCCGUGAAAAGACUCCGUGGAGGUGGGAACUUUUUGCAGCGUGCACGGCAUUGGUGGAUGUGUGUGUUUCCCUGUGCGUCAUGAUUGGCUGAGCGCGCGGAGGAUGCCUUAAUAUUUAAUACUAAUGUUCCCCUGGUUGGCUGAGGACUGGAAAGGUCCAACCAAUGUUUUUUUCCGUGCUUUAGUGGCUGUGGCUCCCUAAUUAAUUGCAGCUAUCUGUCUCCUAUCGAUGUGUGUGUACAUGUGUGUUGUGUGUGUGUGUGUGUUUCCUCUUUUCUCCCCAAACCGAACAUGAAAUAGUUUGUUGGGCUAUACUUUCUUUCUUCCUAUCUAUCCCCCCUUCCUUCCUUCCCGUCCUGGUUCGCAGGCAGAGGCAGGACAGAUUGAGACCCAGCUGUGUUCGUCGCUUUUGCUCGUUGCCAUUUUCCCCCCUCAUUGCCCGGUGAUGUUGGAUAUGGGAGAGCGCAAAGAGGUGAAAAUGAUUCCGAAAUCGUCGUUCAGUAUAAACAGUUUGGUGCCGGAGGCCGUGCAAAGCGACAACAACAACCACCAGAACCAGCACCACCACCCGAACCAGCACCACCACCAGAACCAGCACCAGCACCACCAGAACCACCACCACCACCGGCCCGGAGGCGCGGACGACGCCGAGCACAAGGCUCCUCUCCCGGCGGCGCAGCCCGACAAAGCGGAGCCCAAGAGUGACUCCUCGAGCCAGGAGAGCAGCCCGGAGGAGAAGGAGAAGCAGCAGCAGCAGCAGGAGGAGAAGAAGGACGGGAAGGACGCGGACGGAGGCGCCGGAGGGAAGGACGGGGAGAAGAAGAGCGGCAAGUACGAAAAGCCUCCGUUCAGCUACAACGCGCUGAUCAUGAUGGCGAUCAGGCAGAGCCCCGAGAAGAGGCUCACCCUGAACGGCAUCUACGAGUUCAUCAUGAAGAACUUCCCGUACUACCGGGAGAACAAGCAGGGCUGGCAGAACUCCAUCCGACACAACCUCAGCCUCAACAAAUGCUUCGUCAAGGUGCCGCGGCACUACGACGACCCCGGGAAGGGGAACUACUGGAUGCUGGACCCGAGCAGCGACGACGUGUUCAUCGGCGGGACCACCGGGAAGCUCCGGCGGCGCUCCACCACGUCCCGGGCUAAGCUGGCCUUCAAGCGGGGAGCGCGGCUGACCUCCGGGCUGACCUUCAUGGACCGGGCCGGCUCCCUGUACUGGCCCAUGUCCCCCUUCCUGUCCCUGCACCACCCCAGAGCCGGCAGCGCCCUGGGCUACAACGGCACCUCCUCUGGAUACCCGGCCCACCCCAUGUCCUACAGCACCAUGCUCACCCAGAACAUGAGCAACAACCACUCGUCGUUCCCGUCCUCGAACGGGCUGAGCAUGGACCGCCUGGUCAGCGGGGACCUCCCCUACGCCACGCACCACCUGACGGCGGCGGCCCUGGCGGCCUCGGCGGUGCCUUGCGGCCUCUCCGUGCCUUGCUCCGGGGCCACCUACUCCCUGAACCCCUGCUCGGUGAACCUGCUGGCCGGACAGACCAGCUACUUUUUCCCCCACGUCCCACACCCGUCCAUGACCACGCAGGCCAGCGGCGGCUCCUUGCAGGCCGCCCGGGCUUCGGCCUCCAAUUCCCCGCAGGCUCCGUCCUCGUCCUCGCUGCCCUGUGACUCUCUGAGGCCGGCUCUGUCCGGCUCUCUGCCGGCCUUCUCCUCGGGACUUUCGGGGGGGCUGUCUGACUAUUUUACGCACCAGAACCAGGGCUCGACCCCCAACCCGCUUAUACACUAACACCCCCCAAAAAAGCCCGAGCCCCAGCCUCACCCCUCCACCUGACCUCACCCUCCAUCCCUCCAUCCAUCCUUCCAUCCCUCCCUCCCUCCCGCCCUCCAUCCCUCCAUCCAUCCUCUCAUCGCCCCUGAAGGAGUGAAAAUCUAAAAGUGACUGGAACUGUGAGUUGAACAUUUUCCACUGACUCUGUACAAAAUGACUAAAUGAUUCUAAACUAGAGAAAAAAAGAGGAGAGAAAAAAGCAGCACUGAGAAACUGACAGAAAGCAGCCCUGAAGUUUCCAGGUAUUUUUUAAUAUUAUUAUUAUAUUAUUAUUAUUAUAUUAUUAUUAUCAUUAUUAUUAUUAUUAUUAUUAUUACUAUUAUUCUCUUCUCCUUCUUCUUCUUCUGCAGUUUGGAUCUGUGUGUACAUACUGUCUGUUCCUAUAAGUGUCCGGGGUUUGUCUCUGUAUAGUUGUGUCAGUCAGCGACGUGCAAUGUUACAAAACGAGAGAGAGACGAGCUGUAGUGUUUCUGUUUCUGGUCCCGGUCCCGGUCCUGGUCCUGGUCCUGGUCCUGGUUCUGGGGGACGAGGCUUGACUCUGUAGAGAAUGUAUUUAAAAUAGUUUGCUCUAAUUCUGAGAUUUAAAAAGUGAAUAAUAAUGGUGAUAAUAAUAAUGAUGAUGAUGAUGAUAAUAAUAAUGAUGAUGGUGAUGUCUGUAGGAGCUCGUGCAGCCGCAUGUGUUGCAGUAUUAUCAGGUCUCGUGCGGUCUGGUUGCAGAAGAAGCGGCGCAGAGAUUUUUAUUUGAUAAAAUUUAAACACUAAUUUCUGUUUCUAUUUUUGUUUCCUAUCCAGUGAAUGUGUUAUUUUCUUCUGGCUCCAGUUCAUUCUUUCAUUUAUUUCCUGUCUAAAACAGUUUCUAGACCAAAGAAUCGGUUUUUAGGAAAUCUAGUCAGUAUUCAAUGACAGGCCUGCUGGGGUGAGAUGAGUGGAUGAAUGGAUGAGUGAGUGAGUGAACGAGUGAGUGGAUGAAGGAGUGGAUGGUGCCUCCUUCACUGCAGAAAAUGUCCAUUUAAACGAGAUUUUUAUUGCUGCUUGUUUUAAGUUUCCAGUUAUUUUUCUUAAAUUAGAGGAUUUUUGAAUGGAGUUUGGUUUGCGCCGAUUUUUUAAAAUUUCAUCGAGGCUUUAUUUGUUGGUGCAGCCUCUAAAAUCCACAGUUUACGGCUGAAGGUCUCGUUUAGUGUCUGGAUGUUUCCCGCAGCGCGGCCUGUCAAGUUCUUUCUUUCUUUCUUUCUUUCUUUCUUUCUUUCUUUCUUUCUUUCUUUUCCUCUAAACGUGAAUGCCGACAUAAAAAAGAAAAAACGAACCCGGACGCUCACGCUUCUUCUUCUUCUUCUUC
Molecule: messenger RNA, 3481 nt
Organism: Mugil cephalus (flathead mullet)
Lineage: Eukaryota; Metazoa; Chordata; Actinopteri; Mugiliformes; Mugilidae
Gene: foxg1a
Product: forkhead box G1a
Exons: 1
Coding region: 757-2103 (448 amino acids)
Biological process (GO): regulation of transcription by RNA polymerase II
Cellular component (GO): nucleus
Molecular function (GO): sequence-specific double-stranded DNA binding; DNA-binding transcription factor activity
Source: RefSeq, a predicted model, not a curated record